CGAUCAGUCUCCCUCGAGUCGCGUGUCGCUUCGACAGCAUUCGCAUUAGGUAAUCGUGGUGAAUAACGUACGUUCGCGAAUGUUAUUGUACUGCUCGCCGUUCCGUCUUGGUCCAAUUUCCCAUCGCUUCUGUGCGAUCUUGGACGCGACCGCAUUUGAAGAUAUCAGUAGACGAACAGGCGCGACGUUUCCCGCGCAAAAUCAAGUUUCGCGAAAAGCCGCAAGAUCGAGGUGGACUACAGCGAUACAGUUCGAUCGAUGAGAUAUCGAAUAAAGGAAGAUUCGCGAGACGAAUCGUGCGAGCAAGAACUGCUUGCGGUUUUAUCGGUUGGACGUCUUCUAAUAGAGAGCUGGCUUUCGAUCGCUCGGCGUUUAUACGGCCCGAUACACCUGAUACAACAACACCGGAAGAGUCCUAUUGCUCCAGUGCCGGAGCAGAAAGUCUUCCUCCGCUGUUCUCCAGUGCCAGCCUUCCGCGCUACAGCCAACACUAUUAUUGCAGUGUAAUCUAAAUUUAGGCGAGAACGCGUGCUUGACGUAAAUCGCGCCGCUCUUUUUAUUCCGAUUGAACGUGCCUCCGUGUCCACGACCGUUACGUGCUGGCACUCACGAAGAUAUUCGCAUUAUGAAGAAGCUCGUAUUGCAAAUUCUUCUUACAUCUUGCGUUCUAGAACUGACGAGAGCCGGUGAUGCCAACAAAUUAUCGGAACAGUUAAAUUAUAAUGGAGCAAGAAGAUCGUAUUGUCCGACAAACGCUUACAUUGAAAAUCAACCAGUUAAUCGAUACGACAGUUCUUUGCAAUUAAGACAAUUGAGAUCUGAAAUGGUUCGCGUGGCAGCAGUUCAAGGACCAGCUCUGGAUGGUUAUAUUGUUACAUCGGACGACGAGCAUCAAAGUGAGACUGUGGAUCCACAUGAUAUGAGAAGAGAAUUCCUUACUGGAUUUACUGGAAGUACUGGAGAAGUUAUUGUCACUAUAGAUAAAGCUGUACUUUGGACUGAUGGUAGAUAUCAUAUUCAAGCAGAUCAUCAAUUAGACUGCAACUGGAUUCUAAUGAAAGAAGGACAAUAUGAUGUACCAUCGAUAGCGGAGUGGUUAAUGCAUGAAUUUCAAAAUCAGACAGAAGUGCGUAUCGGUGCUAAUCCAAAAUUGAUACCUGCAUCCAUAUGGCAGACAUGGAAAGACGAUUUGGAAAAUUCACCCGUAAGAUUGGUCGCAAUCGGUAACGACCUGGUGGACUUGAUCUGGCAGGUGGGUCGGCCUGAGUACAAUCCGCAUGCAGCAUAUCCGCUAACAGAUGAAUAUUCGGGCAAACCAUGGCAGGAGAAGAUCCAACGUAUUCGGCUGGAAAUGGUACUUGAGUCGGCCGAUGCACUCGUCGUCACCGCUCUGGACGAGAUAUCAUGGCUUUUCAACAUCCGCGGCUACGAUCUGCCACACACGCCUGUUCUGAGGUCUUACGCAAUUAUCACUCACGGAUCUGUGCAUCUUUAUGUAUCUCGACAAAAGAUCUUACGGGCUAUUGAUAUACACUUGAAGACCGAUUCCUGCUAUCAUAAGAACUGCGUCAAGUGGCAUAAUUACACAUCUAUUUGGCAUGAUUUGAGGACCAUGUCUCAAGCUUGGAAUACUAUCUGGCUUCCAUCACCUUGCUGCUAUACGUUGGGUGCAUCUAAAGAAAUAUACAAUUCCAUCCCAUCAGAGAAAAGAAUGGCUAAACCUUCACCCAUAAUUGAUCUACGAGCAGAGAAGAAUAAAAUUGAAGCGGCAGGUAUGAGAAAAUCUCAUCUAAAAGACGCAAUAGCAAUGUGCGAUUUCCUGGCUUACAUGGAAGAACAAUACGAAUUUGACUCCGAAGGAUGGGACGAAAUGCAAGUGGCCAGGGUAGCAAAUGAAUUCCGUUACGAGCAAGAUGACAAUAAAGGCAUCUCUUUCCCAACGAUUGUAGGAUAUGGACCGCAUGGUGCUAUGCCGCAUUACGAACCGAUUAAUUUAACUAACAUUAAAAUCGGGACCACGUCCACUUUAGUGGUAGAUUCCGGAGGACAAUACUUAGAUGGUACCACCGAUGUAACCAGAACUCUUCAUUUCGGCGAUCCGACUGAUGAGCAGAAGAAAGCCUAUACGAGAGUAUUAAUAGGUUCAAUUCAAUUGUCAUCUCUGGUUUUUCCCAAUGGUCUAACGACAGGCCAAUUGGAUACUGUCGCACGGGAACCAUUAUGGAACAUCGGUUACGAUUAUAUGCAUGGGACUGGUCAUGGAAUCGGCCACUUCUCUUCAGUUCAUGAAUCGCCUAUCAGCGUGUCAUAUUUUGACAUCAACAAUUUAGUCACUGGAUGUUCUAUCAAGCUGAUGCCAGGUUUUUUCCUAUCCAAUGAACCGGGAUAUUAUAAAGAGGGCGAUUUUGGGGUCCGUUUGGAGAAUAUAAUUGAAGUGAUCCCUGCUAACAAAUCAACACAUGGUAAACAACAAUUUCUGAAAUUCAGAGAUGUUACUCUGGUUCCUUACGAACCGAAACUUAUUGAUGUCGAUAUGUUAACUCCAUUGCACCGACGUUGGCUGAAUAAUUAUAAUAAACGCAUACGGGAAGAAGUUGGUACAGAGUUGAAGAAAAGAUUGAAAAUGAAAGCAUUUUACUGGAUGAUGUUGAAGACUGCAACCAUUCCAGAAAUAAGUUCAAACAGUCAAAGCUUUUUUACUGAUUAUUCUCAUUCGACGCCGUCCGCCUCCAGGCCAUUCCAUAUUUUAGUCGCAAUCAUUGCCGCUUAUCAUGCUAUAGAAAAUUUCACGAAAAUGCACAUCUAAUCUAAAAAGCAGAUUGUUGACAUUGAUUAUCAAAUAUUUUAAAAAAUAUACAUAGUUUUUUUAUUGUAAUAUACACCAUUUCCAAAUGUCAACAUAGAUUAGUAUAUACUUAAUUUAAAAUUAAGAGUGAAACAGAAAUAACAUUUAAUAAAUUAU
Messenger RNA from Harpegnathos saltator (Jerdon's jumping ant), 2962 nucleotides. RefSeq names its product xaa-Pro aminopeptidase 1. The transcript has 12 exons. The coding region runs from base 626 to 2806 and encodes 726 amino acids. Gene Ontology annotation, molecular function: metalloaminopeptidase activity. The record is from RefSeq and is a predicted model, not a curated record. Lineage: Eukaryota; Metazoa; Arthropoda; Insecta; Hymenoptera; Formicidae.